GAUCUACUUUUUAACUGAGAUUGGCUCAGGUUGUAAUGUCCUUUCAUGAAUGUGGAGGCAACGUUGGUGAUGAUGUUUGUAUACCACUGCCACAUUGGGUGGCAGAAAUCGGUCGAAGCAAUCCUGACAUAUUUUUCACAGAUAGAGAGGGAAGGCGCAACCCUGAAUGUCUGUCAUGGGGAAUUGACAAGGAACGUGUUUUAAGAGGCCGGACUGCUGUAGAGGUUUACUUCGACUACAUGAGAAGCUUCCGGGUUGAAUUUGACGAGUUCUUUGAGGAUGGUAUAAUCUCUAUGAUUGAAGUUGGACUAGGUCCAUGCGGGGAGCUACGAUACCCAUCAAAUCCCGUAAAGCAUGGUUGGAGAUAUCCAGGUGUCGGUGAAUUCCAGUGUUAUGAUCAGAAUUUGUUGAAAAGCCUGAGGAAGGCAGCUGAAGCAAGGGGACACUCUUUUUGGACACGAGGACCAGAUAAUGCAGGUUCUUCCUCAGUUGGUACUCUCAAGUUCUAGUUGACCAUGGUGACCGGGUACUUUCUUUGGCCAAGUUAGCUUUUGAAGGCACUUGCAUUGCUGCAAAGGUGAGUCAGCU
Messenger RNA from Camellia sinensis, 588 nucleotides. NCBI's taxonomy places the organism in Eukaryota, Viridiplantae, Streptophyta, Magnoliopsida, Ericales, Theaceae. The record is from RefSeq and is a predicted model, not a curated record.